AUGGUGCGACGCGACGCCAGCGAGCAGCAGAAGCUGUUAGUGCCAGUGCAGCCGAAAGUGCAGCCGUCGCAGAGCUACGCGAACUGGCUGUGCGACGCCAUCGAGCGAUUUCUGAAUGCGAGGAUCACAACGCCUCCCAGCACGACGUAUCUCACGGGCGUGUUCGCUCCCGUGGAUAAGGAAAUCGGCCCCGUCGCCGACCUCCCCGUCACCGGCCAACUCCCAGAGUGUUUGAACGGCGAGUUCGUGCGCAACGGGCCCAACCCCAAGUUCGCGCCCACCUUCAGCUACCACCUCUUCGACGGCGACGGCAUGCUGCACGGCGUGCGCAUCAAGGACGGCAAAGCGAGCUACGUGAACCGCUGGGUGCGCACGAGCCGCCUCGAGCAGGAGUCGGCGUACCAGCGCGCCAAGUUCCUGAAAUUCGGGGAUAUGCUCGGAUACGUGGGCCUGGGGAAGAUAUUCUUAGAGCAGCUGCGCAAGUGGCUGGGCGUGCUGGACCUCUCCCAGGGCAACGGCACCGGGAAUACCGCGCUCAUCUUCCACGCGCGGCGGCUGCUCGCGCUGCACGAGGGCGACGCGCCGUACGCGAUACAAGUGCUCCAAGACGGCGAGUUGGAAACUCAGGGGAGGUUGACGUACGGUGGCCGGCUGAACCACCCGUUUACGGCGCAUCCGAAAGUGGAUCCUGAAACGGGCGAAAUGUUUACGUUUGGUUACCAGGCCAAGGCGCCGUUCGUGACUUACCGCGUGGUGACUAAAGCGGGGGAGAUGGGUCCUCCUGUCAACAUCACCAUCCCCACGCCUGGCAUGAUGCAUGAUUUCGCCAUCACACAGAACUACGCGAUCUUUUUAGAUCUUCCCUUGGAGUUUGCUCCGAAAGAGAUUGUCAAGGGCAAGAUGCCGUUCCUGUGGAACCCGGACCGGCCGGCCAGGUUCGGGAUCCUGCCUCGGUACGCGGAGAGCGAGGCGGAGCUUCGGUGGUUCGAGCUGCCGGCGCUGUUCAUCUUCCACACGGGGAACGCGUGGGAGGAGCAGACGGAGAAGGGCGAGACGGAGGUGGUACUGAUUGCAUGCCGGUUCGAUGAGAUGAAUCUUGAGUUGGAGCAGAUGGAAGAGGACAAGGCUGCCAGACUCUACGAGUUCCGGUUCAACAUGGCGACGGGCAAGGCAUCGCAGCGCCAGCUCACCACGUUCGGAUGCGACUUCCCGCGCAUCCACGAUGGCUACAUGGGGCGCAAGCAGCGCUAUGUGUACUGUGCUUCCUUCGAGGGCAUCACACGCAUCUGCGGCAUUGCCAAGAUAGACCUCCAAAGUGCCCCGGACCUCUCUGCACCGUACUACACCGUCGGCGGCUGCGUCUCAGGGUUCUUCGACCACGGGCCGGGCAGGUUCGGGUCCGAGCCUGUGUUUGUGCCUCGGAGCAACGAGCCUGGCCUGGAGGAGGACGAUGGAUACGUGCUCACCUUCGUGCAUGAUACCAACACAGACAUCUCCGAGGUGGUGGUGCUGGACGCCAAGACCAUGGCUGCAGACCCCGUUGCUACCAUCCGCCUGCCCCAACGCGUGCCAUACGGCUUCCACGGCAUCUUUGUCUCCGAGGAUCAAAUCACUGCCCAGCUGCCAGAGUGA
Messenger RNA from Closterium sp. NIES-65, 1632 nucleotides. The record is from the annotation of a GenBank genome assembly. Lineage: Eukaryota; Viridiplantae; Streptophyta; Zygnematophyceae; Desmidiales; Closteriaceae.